AUGAAAAAUGCACUGAUCCGGGCGACUAACCGCCUUCCACGCGUGAAAAUCUCCUCCUCUCGACCCUUCUCCUCCUCCGCCGCCGCCCUCGCCAAGAACCGCAUCUACCCAGCGCGGAUCAGGAACGAGGAUGAGCUGCAGACGUUGAUCCUCAUGUCUGCCAGCAGCCGCGUGCCCUUGAUCACCUUUUGGAUGACGACCUGGUCCCCGGGAUGCGACCAGGUCUCGCCCAUCAUCCGCGAACUCAUCGAGCGCGACCGCGUGGGCGAGGACCGGGGCGGCGUCUCGUUCGUCGAGGUGGAGAGCGACAGCCCUGACCUCGGGGGCCUCUCUGGGAUCGCUCAGCGUUACAUGGUCAACUCCAUCCCGACCUUGCUCGCCUUCGAUCGGUCGGAGGCCCAGGUGGAGACCAAAGUGACGAAUCUGGAGGAGAUGAAGAGCAGGGCGUUCUUGACCAAGUGGAUUGAGAAUGAAGCCGCCAGGCAUGGGCAAGGAGGGGGCGGGACGCUGGGCGGGCUCUUGGGCCGAUGA
Molecule: messenger RNA, 531 nt
Organism: Zasmidium cellare ATCC 36951
Lineage: Eukaryota; Fungi; Ascomycota; Dothideomycetes; Mycosphaerellales; Mycosphaerellaceae
Exons: 1
Coding region: 1-531 (176 amino acids)
Source: RefSeq, a predicted model, not a curated record